UCCCACGGAAGGCUGUUCCUCGUUUUUCCUCUCCACUCAGCUGUCUCCUGCUGGGCUCUUCCCCCAAGGCUCCAAACUCUCAGGUUUCCACGAACCCCUGCUCCUAUGUCAUCAUCGUUUUAGGUUAUGGAGUUGUAGGUUGGGGGCAAGGGGUUUGUCCGGUUGAGAGGCAGUCAAAGGUAUCCACAGCAGAGGUCUGAUGAAGGACUAAGACCCGAGGCCCUGCUCACCUCAAGAAUGCUUACUGGUCACCUCGAGGCUAAGGAGUCAGUGGAGUCUAACGAUGCUAGAGGACCCGAGUCAGGGAGCGGGGACCAACCAUGAGAAGAAGAAGAUGGCUGCGGCGGCUCAGGGCCCUGGGGAGGGCGGCAAGCGCGAGGAGGGGCUGCAGAAGCAGAUCUGUGACCUUGCAGCAGAGCUCACAAGACAGGCCUCUUGGUGGUGUGCCGCGUACAAAGACCUCCAAGGCCAGAUCAACGCUCUUGUGAAGGAGAACGAGGAUCUCCGCGAGGAACUGCAGGCUCUGAAGCAGCAGGGCACCAAAAAAUCCACGAAAGGCCCUGCGGCCUCCCCACCCACAGCAGGAACAGCCAACUCUCGGCCAGUGUACAUAAAGAUAGAGGGAAUCGAUUCGGAUAAAACAACGUCCUGGGAUGACAGAGACGACGCCCCUUCUGUGAGUCCUCAGAAUGGCAGCCUGAUGGCCACUGGAGGAACAGACUCCUUGGAUGAAAGAUUCUCUUUCGUGUCUUGUGAUGAAAAGGCUAUGCACCUGUCUUCCAAGUUUGUGCGAAGACACAUUGGCAGGAUAUCACCAGAACUCCCGUCAGACUCCACAGCCCUGGACACAGAGUCAUUGGCUGAUUUGUGGUCCUCCAAUCCAGAGAGUUCUGAAGGUGAGCUUCUCACACAGGCUCAAGCAAGAAGGCUCAUCCCUACUUUUUCCCAGAAUGCAAUGUGGCUGCAGAAUCUUCUGGCACGGUCAAGACCUCCCAGAGAAGUACCACACUCCAUCGACACUGAGAAGGAUAAUGAGACACAAGAGAAGCGACACCCGAAUGGCAAGGUGGAGCAGGUCCUCAGCGAUGGGCGAACCAUCAUCACCUUCCCCAAUGGAACCAGGAAGGAGAUCAGUGCUGACAAGAAGACGAUCCUCAUCAAGUUUUUUAACGGGGACAUGAAGAAAGUCAAGCCCGACCAGAGAGUGAUAUACUACUACGCGGAUGCUCAGACUACGCACACAACCUACCCGGAUGGUGUCGAAGUCGUGCAGUUCCCGAACAAGUGGACGGAAAAAUUCUACCCGGAUGGCUCGAAGAAAACCGUGUUUCCGGAUGGGACCGUGAAGCAACUGAAGGAUGGAUGUGAGGAGACUGUGUUCCCUGAUGGGACCUGUGUGACGGUGAAAAGGAACGGAGACAAAACCAUCGUGUUCAGCAACGGGCAGAGGGAGAUCCACACAGCCAGGUUCAAGCGGAGGGAGUUCCCAGACGGCACCACCAAGACUGUGUACUGCAAUGGCUGCCAGGAGACCAAGUAUGCCUCAGGGAGGGUCAGGGUCAAAGAUGAGAUGGGGACUGUCAUCCUGGACUGGAAAUAGAGCCCCCGCCAGACUCACCGCCAGGCACUAGGCUCCAGUCACAGCUCUGACCAAAACAGGCAAAACAACCCACUUUGGUAGAUUCCCCUGACAUUCCUGGAGAUCUCCCAACACGUCAGAGGCAUCCAAAAACUGUAAAGAGAAAGACCAUGUAGCCACCACCUGGGCAACGAGGUCGGAGAAGCAGCAGCCAGGAAUGAGGCUCCCAGAAGGGGGGCCUUGUCCGGACUGCUGUGGCGUCUUCUGCCAGAGCCUGGGCUUGGAGCUAGAGGAUAAAAGAGAAGCAGAGAAGUAAAACCUGAGCACGGGCAGCCAGUCCCCAACACCUGGCCGCCGUCUCCGCCCCCAUUUUAGACUUCUCAUAGUGGGACCCAGGGGGACGUACCUUCACCGGUGCUUGUUAUAUUAGUAGACACAAUUUAACCGCCUUGAAGGGCCUCAACAGAGCCUCACGUGGCAUUCUAUCCCAUUAAUUUGAAUAAUUAUGAUCUGUCAAUCAACAAGGACAAGAGUAAAAGCCCAGAGAAAAACACAGAAA
This is a messenger RNA of Mesocricetus auratus (golden hamster), 2138 nucleotides long. RefSeq names its product centromere protein J. Gene Ontology annotation, molecular function: tubulin binding. NCBI's taxonomy places the organism in Eukaryota, Metazoa, Chordata, Mammalia, Rodentia, Cricetidae. Gene Ontology annotation, cellular component: centrosome; centriole; nucleus. The coding region runs from base 284 to 1600 and encodes 438 amino acids. The transcript is spliced from 11 exons. Gene Ontology annotation, biological process: centriole elongation; cilium assembly. The record is from RefSeq and is a predicted model, not a curated record.